Sodiomyces alkalinus F11 is the source of this 1221-nucleotide messenger RNA. RefSeq lists its product as hypothetical. Lineage: Eukaryota; Fungi; Ascomycota; Sordariomycetes; Glomerellales; Plectosphaerellaceae. The transcript is spliced from 13 exons. The coding region runs from base 1 to 1221 and encodes 406 amino acids. The record is from RefSeq and is a predicted model, not a curated record.
AUGGACGACAGUAUGAGUGAGGGUGAGUUACGAGAGGACUCGGGACUCAGAGCUCAGGACUAUGGAGUUGAAAAGGAGAAAGAGAGGAGCUGUCCGAUAGGCUUGACUGAUGGAGAGGAAAGACCUGACAACCUAAGACAAGACCGCGACCAUGCAGCUGGAACCCUGACUCUUGAGUGUGACCUGCACAGCACCUUCUCUCGCUCGAGCGACCAGGGGUACGGGAAGUGGGAAGUGGGAAUGGGGAAUGGGGAAUUGGGAAACCUGGAACAAGAAGUCUUCCUUCGUACUUCGUACUUCCGUUGCAAAGAUCGUCGACGUGACAUGAAAGUGGCACUUCUGUACAUGAUACAUCUACGUCGCACUAUCUCAUUCCAAGGCCAGGGAUCCGACUUCAUUGACUUUGGCGUGUGGAAACUAAUGGAGAUCCGUUUCCCCAUCCAUCCACCUCUCCUGAAUAUUCACCCGCCUCGCAUUUGCAGUUUCUGCUCUGAAUACGACGUCAGGUCAGGCUACUCAGCACGCAAGUUUGGCAUCGAAGGUCCCCCCGGACCCCCCACUUCGAUCGUGUCUCCACUCUUUACUCCCCCACUGCCGAACCAAGGGGCCCGUUUUGGCCAUUGCUCCCCCGUUUUCCCCCUCACCGUCACCCCGCAUAAACCUAGUCUCCUCGUCCCAUUUCCCCGUGGGAGGAGAGCCCUGGCUGAAUUGAGGGCAUCGUCCACCACGUCGGCCGUGCCAGCCGUCCACUGUCGACAACUGAAGCCGUUGCUCGUACCCUCCGUGCCCCAUACUCCCCAAGUGUUCUUCUCCACCAUCGCUCGCAUUUCCACAGUCUCCCAUCUGACUCCACACGAAUCUACUCGGUUCCCCUCUCCUCCUCCGUCCCUCUUCUCGCGCCCUUGUCUCACCAUCUCUAACUCUCUCUAUUCAGACUUUUUCGUCGUGCCCAUAUGCUGUACAACGCUUACAUACCCAUGUCGCUCCCGCCUGUUUGCCGGCAUGGGGUACGGAACGCAUGUAAUCCAUUCAAUUCAUCAAAUCACCAUCUUCGGUGCGCUACAUAGGCGGUCAUCCUACGAAUCUCGGGUACCCUGGGCCUGCCUCGAGCGGGUGCGCGGAAAGGACGAGACGCAAGCCACCAAAUCGCCCCAGAAGCCAGAAGCCGAGUCUUGUCAGGCCCAGCCACCGAACCCUCCAAUCGCUGGCUUCCCCUCUUGA